Molecule: messenger RNA, 5661 nt
Organism: Hyla sarda
Lineage: Eukaryota; Metazoa; Chordata; Amphibia; Anura; Hylidae
Gene: SETD5
Product: SET domain containing 5
Exons: 25
Coding region: 544-4959 (1471 amino acids)
Molecular function (GO): protein binding
Source: RefSeq, a predicted model, not a curated record
GAUCCCCGUGUGGUCAGUCGCGUUUCCGCCCGUGGAGGUAGCGAGUCGGCGGGGGGAGGGGAGGUCGUGUGGAGCCGCUGUCGAUGCGGACUGAAGGGGGGGUUGGGAAGAAGCUGUAGUAUCCAACCCGAGCAACGAGGAGGAAGAAGAGGGAGAGAGCCCCGGCUCCCAGCACCUAGUGCGGAUAUACAAAGUCUGGAAGGCGCCCAGUGCUGUUCUCUGUCGGAGUUUGUGUCAGGCGCUCGGCUGCGGCGCUCAGGAAACACCGCUGCUUCACUUGAGGCCUAGUAGGUUUUGGCACUUUGGGACGUGUGGACGCGUUCUUGGCCCCUCCAGCUGGGGCAGGCCCGGGCCUGCCAAAACGGCAGACUUCCAGAGAUCGCUGGGAGAAGAGAUUAUUGGACCCUCACGGCCACAGGCCAGUCUAAAGGUUUCCUCAUGUCCGUGAAGAGUGUCUCGUCGCUUUGCGGCUCUCCGCCCUCGGUGUGGUCAGUCGCUGCGAUUCCGACCCCGUGAUUCUCUCCGACCGUAGUGCCGGACGUCAUGAGCAUUGUAAUCCCUCUGGGAGUCACCACACCAGAUACAUCCUACUCAGACAUGGCCGCCGGAUCAGACCCUGAAUCAGUUGAAGCUAGCCCAGCAGUUACCGGAAAGAAUAUCUAUGCAACUCACAAUUACCCAGGCAGCCAGAGCCACGGAUAUCGAGGUCUGCCAUACGCAUCACCCACUUUACAGGAUCACAAUUAUGGAGCUCCACCACCACCAACGCCACCCGCAUCUCCACCUGUUCAGGCUAUAAUCCCACGUGCAGAACUCAAUGGCGUUCACUCACCUGAAGACGAGGAGAAUUCUGGAGAUAGCGAUAGUUCUUCUGAAGGAGAGGGGAUUCCCAACUGGUGCCACUGCAAUAACUCUGCUGAUGGAUUUCUUGUGAAAUGUGAGAAAUGCAGGGGUGUAAACAGAGGAAAAGUUAUUCAGCUGAAUCGUCGGAAGCAAGACAAUGUGUCUGGGGGUGAGAGUAGUGCUACUGAGAGUUGGGAUGAGGAACUGUCUCCAUCAACAGUCCUUUAUACAGCUACUCAGCAUACACCAACAAGCAUCACACUCACGGUCAACAGAGUGCGGAGAAAUAAACCAAAAAAGAGGAAAAAAAGUACUGAAAAGGCUCGUAAUACCCCCAAAACCAAAAAAAUUAAGGCUUUUCGGGAAGGUUCCCGCAAGUCUUUACGCAUGAAGAACUCUCCUUCAGAUGCUCCCACAUUGGAUGAAAAUACCACAGAGGGUUGGGAGAACCGGAUCAGGCUUUGGACGGACCAGUAUGAGGAGGCAUUUACUAACCAAUAUAGUGCAGAUAUGCAGAACCUUCUGGAGAGGCAUGUACGCGCUAACAAAGAGCUGGUUGGCAAAGCAGAGAUGCCUGAAACCAUAAAGAAGUCCGAACUGUCUUGUAAUAACACGGUCGUAGGAUCUCAGAUGCAGCUUCAGCUGGGAAGGGUCACAAGAGUGCAAAAACACCGAAAAAUAUUGCGUGCAUGCAAGGAUUUACCAGUGAACACUCUUGUAAUUGAAUACCGGGGCAAAGUUAUGUUACGGCAACAGUUUGAAGUCAACGGACACUUCUUUAAAAAACCAUACCCAUUUGUGCUUUUUUACUCCAAAUUUAAUAGUUUGGAAAUGUGUGUGGAUGCAAGGACCUUCGGUAAUGAUGCUAGGUUUAUCAGACGUUCAUGUACACCCAAUGCUGAGGUCAGGCAUGUGAUUGCAGAUGGGAUGGUUCAUCUGUGCAUUUAUGCUCUUGCUGCUAUUGCAAAAGAUACUGAGGUCACCAUUGCCUUUGAUUAUGACUACAGUAACUGUAGUUACAAGGUAGAUUGUGCAUGUCACAAAGGCAACCGGAACUGCCCCGUUCAGAAGAGGAAUCCUAUUACAGGAGAACUACCAUCUCCUAUUCCUCCUCCACUAUCCAUAGGAGCAGAGACAAGACAUCGUAAAGCUCGGAGAAGAGAAUUGGAACAGCAGGGUUAUGUGGUGGAUGAAAGUGCUAAUCACCAGACUGAUGAAGUGGCCACAACUCCUGCCACAGAACCAACUGGUGACCAUGAGGCUGAAGGAUAUAUCACAGCUAAAUGUGAAGAUACUAAAGAGGAGGAGGUGGGAAUAGUGCCAAGGACAAGAAGAUCAAGAGAUGACAAGAAAGCAGAGCUUCCUCCAUUGGAUACUGUGGAAAGAAGAAGGCGACGUAAAGAACAGCCUGCAGAACAAGCUGCUGUUGAACCUGACACCCCUGCGGUUCCUGAAUUCCAGACAACAGCAGAUCCUGCAUCCCAAGCAGAUCAGCAAGAGGCAGAAUCUGAAAGUGCCAUGGAUGUUGAACUCGCACCCAAUCCUACCCAGGGUGUGAACACUCGGAGAUCAUCUCAGGCUCUGGAGUCUAAUGCAGAGAAACCUGCCCCCAAACCAGCUCCUCCAAAAUCCACCAGACCUCGCCCAAAAAGCCGCAUGUCUAGGUACCGAAGUGCCUCAGCACAAAGAUUAAGAAGGCAAAGACAAGCUGUCGCUCAGCAAGUGGAAUUGGCUCCCCCGGUACCAGAGGAGGGGACUGCUAGUUCUGCCACAACGGAGCCUGGGACCACAGAAAAUCUAGGCUUAGGUGAUGCACAGCAGGGCUCUGAGUCCCCUGGACUUACCCAGUCAGUGACCCUGCCAACCCGUUCUGGCCUUAAAUACCAUAAAACUAAAAAGUACCUAGUUACAGAGUGGUUAAAUGAUAAGGUGGAGAAGCAGGACUGCCCCAUUGAUCACCCUUUGCGGAUUACUACGGAUCCAACUGUUUUGGCAACCACCCUUAACAUGCUCCCUGGAUUAUCCCAUUCCCCUACCAUCUGCACCGCUCCUAAACACUACAUACGCUUUGUGUCUCCAUUUAUGCCAGAAAGGCGAAGACGACCUCCAAAGGUGGAUGGCACUUAUGGAUCAUGUAAAAAGCGCUGGAUUAAACAAGCCAUGGAUGAUGACUUCUCACAGCCUGAGAGCUCUGUACAAGAAAAUCCACAACCUUUAUACCAAAGCAAUGAGAACACCUCUUCCAGUGGUAAUAGUGGAACCAAUACAGAAAUUAAUGCUCCCUUCAAAAAAUGGAAGAUGAAAUACAUCCUAGAAGAAAAUUCAGCAAUGUUAUCGAGUCCUGUGCAGUUUCCUCCUGUACUUCCUAACUCUAUGACGACAGACUCUCUUAGUCCAAUGCAGACGACACCCAGCUCUUCCCUUCCUGGUGAAGAGGAAUCUAGAUAUGCAUAUGGACUAAUGUUCUCUCCAAUCCCCUCUCUUGCUGCUAGUCGUUGUAAUACUCCACUACAGUUUGAGAACAUAUCUUCCCCUGAGAGCUCCCCAGCGCAUAGGCCUGAGUCUCUGUCACCCGAGCCUUGUCUUCGAACUGAAACAGAUUUGCCAAAGGCCAGUUUUUUGGAUAUGUCCAUGGAGAUUUGCCAAGAACACCAAACCACCGUCAGCACCAGUCUCUGCGAUCUUGCUUCUCAGUCUCCAAGCACGUCUUUACCAUACAGCGGCACCUCAGAAGCAAAUGUUGUAGGAAAAGGAGGGGAAGGGUCAACGCUGCAAAGAACGUCAGAACAGACCUUCCGGACUGAGUUUAAUUUGAUGUAUGCUUUCUCCCCUUUGAACGCAAUGCCUCGGGCUGAUGGCUCAUUACGUGGGUCACCUCUUGUAGGGGAAAGAAAGCCUUCCCAAUCAGAAAUGUACUGUGGCUCUCCUGUAGAAGCCUAUUAUACUAGGCCUGUUUCUGGACUAUUGAAAGACUCUGCACCAGGAUCUAUGUCUCCCUGUAGUGAAAGGACUUGUGAGGGUGUAAGAUCUUCUCCUCAAAAUCCACCUCAAAGAAAAAAGGUGUCUUUGUUAGAGUAUCGAAAGCGAAAACAAGAAGCUAAGGAAGUCACAUCUUCUCCUAGUGGGGACAUAAUACGCUGUGUCGGCACUCCAACACGUCAAAGCAGCAAUGGGUCUAUUUCUGAUACAGACCUGUCAAGUGCUUUGCAACUUCAAGCCCCAUCUUCCCCACAAAGUGGCUUCUCUUCUCCCGUUCAUCCCUCUAUGCCUCAAAUUGAAGACAUCAGCCCUACAGAAAGAACAGUUAGCUCUUCCCACGGCAAGCAAACGGAGAGCAUCAGCAGCAGAUGGAUGGUUCCAACGUCAGUAGAACGGCUACGUGAGGGUCAGGGAUUCCUGGAGCGUGUUUUGAGAAGUGGAGUUAAGGUGUCACAAAAAGGCGAGAUGUCGCCUUCUAGAGAGAGCAGUGUGGACAGAGAGUCAGAAGACGGAGAUUCUGAGAUGGUGAAUGUGGCUGUUUCUAAAGGACCAACUGUUUACAGCCCUACUAGAUACAAUUAUCAGUUCCUGCAGUGCGAUAGUCCUCAGUCAGAGCCAAUCAGUGUCCUUUCCCAGAAUACCUCCCCUUUCCGUGGACCCACUGCUCAACCUGGUGGAUUUAGCUAUAGGACACCACAGAGGACAGGACAAAGCCACACAGAGUCCUCUGUUAUUUCAUCUUCUUUCUCAAGUCCUUCUCAUAUUACUUCCACAGACUCUUCCUCUGCUCAAAGCUCUGGGUAUUACAACAGCCAGCAGCUUUAUGGAAGCAAUGCCGGAACGUGUCCGCCAAGGAAAAGCUUCCAUCACAGAGGCCCCAGCCGUGAGGCAAGUCCAGCCCAAUUGCUCAGGACAGACUCUGUUUCCUCAGACUCACAAGCCAGUACUGGGGCUUCUGCUAAUUCCUCCAUCCCACAGGGGUCGAGAUCAGACUCGAGAACUAUAACAAUGUCAGGCUCCAGGAUAACUGCUGUGUCCAGUCCACAGCAUUAUUCACAACGCGGGUCUGGCGUUCACCAAUACCGGCUUCAGCAAAUGCAAGCCUCAGGAGUAAAAACUCAGACUGGCCUUUCCUAGGACUGCUACUGAGGGAAGAACAGGAUAGCACUAUCCCAAAGCCAUUCCUGGACCUAGAAAUGGCUCAGACCUGCACCUCAUGGACCUGGUGUGUAGGUCUAGGACUUAAACAGGCGGAGAUUAAAUCUUCUGAUGACAUCGGCUCCCUCAAUCUACACACUCACACUGCAAGAAAAUAAACAUCUUCGAAAUCCACAAAAUGAUGAAAAAGUUGUGUAGACCUAUAAUCAUACAAUUACUCGGUUUCUCUGUAUCACCAGAAACCACCUGUAGUCACUUGUGCAGUAAGGACGUUUAUAUGAUUUAAAUAUAAAAAAUGGUUAAAAUUAAAGCUGAAUUAUAAGGGCAGGGACAAGAGGGGCUGGGAUAAAAAAGCACCUAUAAAAUUGUAGCAUCAAGUUAUAACAAAGUUUAUUUUAUUUUUAUUGGUUGGGAGGGAUUAACCAAGAAUAGAGCUUGCUGUGUUCAUACUCUCUGACAUUCAGAGUCCUUCCAUUCCUGUUCUGGGCGCCACCACUACUGAAUGGAAUUAAUCUGUACUUAUUAGAGGAUUUCUGAAGUGAGAUUAUGGACCCAGUUUGAUGUUUCUUUUUUUUUUAUUUAGGGAAGGAGAAGAGCAACAUCUUGGCAAAGCAGUGUAGUAACUGGCUGUAGAGCGGUGUUCCCCAACCUGUGUCUCUCCACCUGUGGUGCUCAGACAGC